AUGCAUUUCUUGCUUUACCUUAUUUCUGCAUUUUGCAGAAGAAAAGACAGUGUCAUUUUAAUUUUAUGUAGAAAUGAAGACAAAGAUGAAAUUGCAAAGACCAUAACCAACUUUGAGGAGAGGUUUAAUGCUCGUUACAAAUACCCUUAUGUUUUUCUAAACGACAAGGACUGGGAUAAUGACUUCAAGGAUAAAAUAAAAUCAGUCACAAAAAGCCAGGUCAAGUUUGGAAAAGUUCCAAGUGAGGAUUGGGACAUGCCCAAAAGCAUAGACGCGGAAAAAGCCAAAACGAAUUGGAAGACGAUGGCAAUGAAAGGAGUACCAUAUGCUGAGAAAGAAAGCUAUCACAACAUGUGCAGAUUCUACUCGCGAAGCUUUUAUUAUCACGAUCUUGUGCAAAAGUAUAAAUACUACUGGAGGAUAGAGCCCGGAGUGAGAUUUAGAUGCAAAAUACCCUAUGAUCCAUUUGAAAUAAUGGAAGAAAAGGGAUACAAAUAUGGAUUUACAAUUACACUUUUUGAGUUUAAGGACUCGAUACCCACACUCUAUGACUCAACGUUGGAGUUUAAGAGAAAGUAUUCCCAUUUAAUUCCAAAAGAUAAGAAAACCUUGCAGUUUAUGUUUGAGAACCGAAAUUACAACGGAUGCCACUUUUGGUCCAACUUUGAAAUAGCCUCUUUUGAGCUGUUUAGGAGCAAAAGCUAUACCACUUAUGUGGGAUAUUUAAACCAAAAAGGAGGAUUCUAUUAUGAAAGGUGGGGCGAUGCACCAGUACACUCGUUGGCCGUGGCCAUGUUUUUAGACAUGAGUGAGGUUCAUUUUUUCGAAGAGAUUGGAUACACACACCCUCCAUUUACACAUUGCCCAACGAAUGGAAUAGACUGUGACUGUAAACCUGAAGAGAACUUUGAUAACAACCAGAUUUCCUGCCUGCCGAAGUACCGCAACGAUACAAAGUCACAGAAGACCCCAGCAGAUGGAAAAGUGGCAAACGAUGCAAAGAAUGGCAGUGGCAUUCAUGUCAAUAUAGAGCAAGGCAAAGAUGCCCGUAACAUCUGA
Vittaforma corneae ATCC 50505 is the source of this 1059-nucleotide messenger RNA. RefSeq lists its product as uncharacterized. Gene Ontology annotation, molecular function: alpha-1,2-mannosyltransferase activity. Gene Ontology annotation, cellular component: membrane; Golgi apparatus. The transcript has a single exon. Gene Ontology annotation, biological process: protein N-linked glycosylation; cell wall mannoprotein biosynthetic process. NCBI's taxonomy places the organism in Eukaryota, Fungi, Microsporidia, Nosematidae. The record is from RefSeq and is a predicted model, not a curated record. Bases 1 to 1059 code for a protein of 352 amino acids.